UCUUGGCUAGUCUUUAUAUUUGCAUGCGAGAGCAUAGUCUAUACCAAAGUAAAUCUAAAUCAUUUAGUGAUGAUAAUGACACGUCUAACCCUUCUUUUAUAGAUUGCAAUCACAAGCUGUGUUUUUCUUGUUUUUGUUCAUGCUCAAGACCAAUCUGGUUUUAUUAGUAUCGAUUGUGGGAUACCAGAUGAUUCAAGCUACACUGAUGAGAAAACAAACAUGAAAUACGUUUCGGAUUUGGGUUUUGUUGAGUCUGGAACAAGCCAUAGCAUAGUUUCAGACCUACAAACAACUUCUCUCGAAAGACAGUUCCAAAACGUGAGAAGCUUCCCUGAAGGUAAGAGAAACUGCUACAACAUAAAACCUCAACAAGGGAAAGGUUUCAAGUAUCUGAUCAGAACACGUUUCAUGUAUGGGAACUAUGAUAAUAUUAGUAGAACACCAGAGUUUGAUCUUUAUCUUGGAGUCAAUCUAUGGGAAACUGUUGUUCUUGUCAAUGAAACGGCUAUAGUAACCAAAGAGAUCAUUUACACUCCUCCGUUAGACCAUAUUCAUGUCUGUGUUGUUGAUAAAAACAAAGGAACUCCGUUUCUGUCUGUCUUGGAAGUAAGGUUUGUGAAGAACAACACGUACGACACUCCGUAUGAAGCUCUUAUGCUUGGUCGGAGAUGGGACUUUGGCACAACAAGCAACCUUCAAGUCAGGUACAAGGAUGAUUUUUUUGAUCGGAUAUGGAUGCCUUACAAGUCUAACAUGAAGAUUCUGAAUACAUCCCUCACCAUCGAUGAAACUAACCACAACGGGUUCAGACCUGCGAGUAUAGUCAUGAGAACUGCGAUAUCACCAGGAAACGAAAGCAACCCGUUGACGCUUACAUGGUCACCGGAUGACCCGAGGUCGAAGUUUUACGUAUACAUGCAUUUCGCUGAAGUUCAAAAGCUGCAAAGCAACGAGACAAGAGAGUUCGAUAUAUACGUGAAUGAUGAUCUACUUGCCGAGAAUUUCCGACCGUUCUACUUGUUUACAGACACACGCUCCACUCCAGAGCCUGUCGGGAGAACGAAGAAUGAGAUUGUCAUAAGGAAAACAGAUUUAUCUACUCUUCCACCGAUCAUCAACGCUAUUGAGAUUUAUCAGAUCAAUGAGUUCCUUCAGUUACCAACAGAUCAACAAGAUGUUGAUACCAUGAUGAAGAUUAAGAUGAAGUAUGGAGUGAAAAAGAAGAACUGGCAAGGAGAUCCAUGUGUUCCAGUGGACUAUUCUUGGGAAGGUCUUGAAUGUCUCCACAGUGAUAACAAUACUUCUCCAAGACUCAUUUCUCUGAACUUAACCUCUAGUGCAUUGACUGGAGAGAUUGAUCCAGCUUUCGCAAACCUAACAUCAAUAAACAAAUUGGACUUAUCAAACAAUAGCUUAACGGGAGAAGUACCUGACUUCCUCACCAGUUUAGUAAACUUGACUGUAUUAAACUUGGAAGGAAACAAGUUAAUUGGUUCCAUUCCAGCCAAACUGCUGGAGAAAUCAAAAGAUGGGUCUCUUUUAUUAAGAUAUGGUGGAAACCCUGGUCUUUGUCAGUCUUCUUCAUGUCAACCAACAACAAAGAAGAAGAAGAGUGGUUUCAUCGUCCCACUAGUAGCAGCAGUCCUAGUUCUUCUCGUUCUUUUGAUCGUAUUAGCUUUAUUCUGCCAUUUCAAGAGAAGAUCUCGAAGAGGUGCAAUCUCAAAAAAAAUGUCUACUAAUGGUGUCAACACCGGACCACUGGACAUAGCCAAAAGAUACUUUAACUACGUAGAAGUUGUCGAUUUCACAAACAACUUCGAGAGAGUUCUUGGCAAAGGAGGCUUCGGUAAAGUGUACCAUGGUAUUUUUAAUGGAGAUCAAGUCGCUGUCAAAGUACUUUCCGAAGAGUCUGCGCAAGGCUACAAAGAGUUUCGAGCUGAGGUUGAGCUUCUGAUGAGAGUCCAUCACACAAACUUGACAUCUCUUAUAGGAUACUGCAACGAAGACAACCACAUGUCGCUAAUCUACGAGUACAUGGCUAAUGGAAACUUAGGAGACUAUUUGUCAGGCAAAAGUUCAUUAAUAUUGAGCUGGGAAGAGAGGUUACAGAUAUCAUUAGAUGCAGCACAAGGUCUAGAGUAUCUCCAUUAUGGUUGCAAGCCUCCCAUAGUUCACAGAGAUGUGAAGCCAACUAACAUCUUACUCAACGAGAAGCUUCAAGCCAAGAUAGCUGACUUUGGCUUAUCUAGAAGCUUUCCGGUCGAAGGGACCAGUCAAGUCUCCACCGUUGUCGCUGGAACCAUCGGUUACUUAGACCCCGAGUACUAUACAACGAGACAAAUGAAUGAGAAAAGUGAUGUUUACAGUUUCGGAGUGGUUCUUCUUGAAGUGGUAACAGGAAAACCGGCAAUCUCACGUUCGAGAACACAGAGCGUGCAUCUAAGUGAUGUGGUUGGUUCAAUGCUGGCCAGUGGAGACAUAAGAGGCAUUGUGGAUCAACGUUUGGGAGGUAGAUUUGAGGCUGGCACGGCUUGGAAGAUCACGGAAAUAGCAUUGGCUUGUGCCUCUGAGAGUUCUGCACAGAGACCAACGAUGAGUCAAGUCGUUAUGGAGCUGAAACAGAGUGUUGUUGGGAGGGUGACGACAGAUGGAAAUAGUCAUAGGGAUCCUGUAAGAAUGGUUACGAUGAAUCUUGAUACUGAAAUGGUUCCUAAAGCGAGGUAAAGAUGGAUCUUGUGGAUUGAUUAAGAAGAAAC
Molecule: messenger RNA, 2756 nt
Organism: Brassica oleracea var. oleracea
Lineage: Eukaryota; Viridiplantae; Streptophyta; Magnoliopsida; Brassicales; Brassicaceae
Product: senescence-induced receptor-like serine/threonine-protein kinase
Exons: 11
Coding region: 220-2724 (834 amino acids)
Biological process (GO): protein phosphorylation
Molecular function (GO): protein binding; ATP binding; protein kinase activity
Source: RefSeq, a predicted model, not a curated record